AAAGAAAUGAAUUAAAAAAGACAAUAGCAAUUUAAGAAUGCAUAUGAGAGAGUGUAAGAGAUAAAAAAAAAGAUUCAGAAGAAUUAAAUUCAAUAACCACGAUUCCCUUGGCAACCAAUGUAAAUAAAGUGUAAUAAAUAAAGGUUUCUUCUUUAUAAAAUGUUUAUGGACUUGAAUUCUAUGCAAAUACCUAUAACAAUCCCAACAAAUUUGAAAAUAGUGAAGGCAAGAAAGCCAAAAAAUUGGUUUGAUGACAUUCCAAUAUUAGUAGGAGUUGAUGAAAUUGCAUAGUCAGAGUAAAAAUAUAAUAAAUAAAGAAUAGAAAAUGUGCUGUAUGUUUAGAAGAUAUAAAUGACUAAAAUUUAAUAAAAAUUUUAAAAUGCAAUCAUUAUUUCCACAAUGAAUGCAUAAAAGAAUGGUUGAUAAUAAAAGCAGAGUGUCCAACUUGUAGAGAUAAAAUUCAUUAAUAUUGAUUAAUUAACUUAGUAU
Messenger RNA from Paramecium sonneborni, 489 nucleotides. The record is from the annotation of a GenBank genome assembly. Lineage: Eukaryota; Ciliophora; Oligohymenophorea; Peniculida; Parameciidae.